Xyrichtys novacula (pearly razorfish) is the source of this 14805-nucleotide messenger RNA. The record is from the annotation of a GenBank genome assembly. Lineage: Eukaryota; Metazoa; Chordata; Actinopteri; Labriformes; Labridae.
UGCUACUGUGUAGUAGCAACCUCGGAAACAAGCCCAGAGCUUUGAUCCUCGUGGACCAAAGCUGGGCAGGUGUGGAGCUGCGAGGUUAACCCAGAUUUAAACUACAGCACAUUUUCUAAUUGCCUUGUUUGGGACUGCAGUUGAAGGCGGAAUCAGGAGAUGGAGGCUUGCUCGAUGAUUGGAGAAAGCACGGAUGCGAUAGUGAUGGAUGAUUCUCCUACAGAAGAAAGGGAAAUUCAAGCUCGCACAAGGUGGGCUCUUUUUAAUUGUCUAUUAUGGUCACCAAUGCUUAGUUUGUCACCUGAAUCCAGAGUUAAAAAUGGAUUACAUUUACAGUAGGCUACUGGACGUGAAUGUACCUUUACCCUCAUGUGGCUGGUGAGAGUAUUGUUACAGCUCACAAUCCAGUUGUGUUUAUGUUGUUGACAAUGGGAUUAUGAACAGACUGUGACUUCUGCUGUUGUUCAUUUUCCAUUCAAAAGUCUACCAGGAUAUUAUUUUCACAUUAAAUUGCACUGGUUCUUUCAGUGGUGAAAGAAAUAAUUGCUUGUAUGCCAAUAUAACCAAACCUUUAAGAUUUUAUUCACCAAAUUUGCAACAUUUUCAGGUCAACUAUAACUAUAUCAUCCUUCAGAUAAUACUGUGUGACAGAAUCUAGCAACACAAGCUGAACAAAAGCUGGCAAUGCCUCAUCUGAUUUGUCAUCAUUCAAGCAAGCCUUUUUUUCUUAUGCAAAAUUAGAGUAACACACUACACACAGAGGGACACACACAAUCUCUGUCUGACGGUUUCACUUAAAUGGACUUGUGUGAAAUCUGUUGGGUGUCAUCAGCUUCCUGCCUGGGUCAGGCUGCCUCUCUGGACCUGUGAUCUCACCCUGUCACUCACUCUGCUGCAUAUGAAGGCUUAAAAACAGAGUGGAAACAGCUACAGUCUGGCACCCUGACACAGUUUUAAUCCUGUCUUUAUUUCUGUCUCUAAAUCUUGAAUUUACUCAUAUUAACGGUCCACAGACACCUAUUCUGUCGUUUUACGAGGCUUAAUAGCUCAGCCCUUUCAUAAAUUCUAACCUUGUGUUUCUGAUUGGCACUUUAGGAUAUGGUUUAGGACAUGGCACUGACAGGGAUCCGGGGGCUGGUUGAAAGAGAUGUGCUGAAGAAAAGAGGGAAGACAGAAACCUCUAACAGAAAGAAGUGGGAGUAACUAAAGCUGACAGGGCUCUCACAUCUGAUGGAUGUUUUUCUGGAGUCUUUUGAAUGUCCAAAGCUGUCUUUUAGCACUUUUAGAUUAUUGCUCUCCAGAUUGAAUGUAGUCAUUCUAAUAGAGAAAGAGACAGGCUGUUAGGUAAAACGAUAGUUCACACUGGCUUUAACUUAACCAGCUACAGAAGAAAAAGCUCAUUAUUUAUUGAUUUAAGUAAUCGUGUAUAGACCAUAAGAUUCAUUUUAUUUUCAAAACUUUUAGUACAUUUCACUGAUUUUGAUUCUGCACACUCACUUGACUGUUUUUUUUUUCAGGGCUUUCACUAUUUUCUACAUUUUAUACUUUUAUCAGAGCACACUAUCUCUUUAAGUAAGCUUUAAUGGUUAAAAACAACCCUGAGACAGAUGUUAAUCUCAUGAACAGAGUAAUGUUUCUCCUCUCCAGUCAAGGCAGUCUUUUUUUAUUAUUUUAAUGCUAAACAAUGUGAGGUGAUUCAGAUAUUUUGUCUGCCCUUAUAAAUAAUGCAUGGUACUUGUAUAACUGAAUUAUUUCAGUGCAUCAAGUGAAUUAACAUCUGUCUGCAUGACAAAUGAAGUGAACUUUUGUUUUAUCUUGUGUACUUUUCUGCUUUAAUGUUUCUCAAAUUAAGGAGGCCUAUAAUCAGUGUGCAAUGAAAGCCUCCUUUUUUAUCCAUGGUGUGAAGAGGAGCUAGUGUCACCUUCCUGGGUGUAUUUUUGUAUUCACCAACUGAAAUAUUAAUGAGAGCCACAAAAUGCUCUCCAUAUAUACAUAUGUGUAUGUGUAUACUGGCCAGCCCUGUGAAAAACCAUCAAAGAGGAGGAGUAGUUACAAAUGCUCAUCAUUUUUGACCCUAUAAUGAGUGGGCUGCCAGGUAUAUGUUACACUGUCAUGUGAUAAUAAUUCAGCAUUAAUGUAACACUGGUUGGCUCAUAGAGAUAAUAGUGCUGCUGAUACUUUGAGUGUUUAUUGACUCUCUUAAUCAAGCUUCUAAAUAGACUAAUUCAGAUGGAGUUUUUCAGUUGAUGUCUCUGGCCUGCUUGGUACACUGUGGCUUUUUCAUUAUUUAGCUUGUAUUACAUAUUACAGUGUUACAAAGAUAAAUUAGUGUGGUUCAGUUUGUGUCUGAGCUCAGCCGUAAUCCCUCAUCUUCGGCAAACCACCGACUCAUCAGACUUCGCAUCAUUCGUGUGCCGUAUUACGGGAUGCAAAUAAAACAGUGAGGUCAUUAUGCUCUGUUGAGCUACUCUGUUUGCCGUGGUUACAAGACAGGAAGUGCGGCCGCAUCCAGUCUACUGUGAAAAAAACAAGCAUGUGGUAGACUAAACAGACCUCAUGGCCUCUGCACAUGGAUACAACCUGAGGAUUACUCAGUUGUUACUCACCCUCAAAUUCACUUUUUUGUUAUGCGAGUGUCUGUAUGUGUGAGAAUUAAGUGUGUCCUUUGCUGUCUCUCUCUCUGGUCUGAUUUGUGAAGAAAAAAAGAACGAAAGUUAUUAUCAAUAAAUGUUUUAAUAGAAUUUGUCACAAUGAAAAAUUACUCUGACCUAUAAAAGACAGUUUUCUUACCUCAGUGUGUUGCCUGUGCUCUACAGAAUGACUGGAUUUAAAUGAGCACAUGGCCAUGUUCUAUGGUGGACCAAAAAUGCCCAAAGGAAAAAAAAAAAAAAAGUGAAAAUAAAAACUCAAAGUAAAAGAUAUGUAAUUCAAAUGUAAUUCCUCCAUAAUGUUUGACAUGAACAUGAUGAGAAAGCAUGACAUCAUUGACCAUAAUAACCAACCCCAGUCUUCCCCAACAAUCUUGCCUUUAAAUGUUGAAAAAAUAUGGUUAUGUAUUUAAAAAUUUUAAUAGUUAGUGUUUCAGGUUACGUUAACAUGGUACAAAAGUAUAAAACAUAUGACACACUGCGUAAAAUAUCAUGGAUACACAGCUGCAGCUCUGAGAGGCUCUUCUGGAGUAAAAGUGAUUUGGUCUGAUUAUCUGUGGUUUGGAAGGUGGGUGCAGCAUAAUGAGCCAUUUACCUUUCUGUGUCAGCACUCACACCAAGUUAAACUGAGGCUGAUUUUACUAUCACUCAUUUUCUACACCAAAAUAAAAUGCAGUUUUGACCUGGUUAUGAUUCUAGAUGGAAAUAUCAGGAAGUCAGCAAAGUCAGUGUGCCUUUAACUCCCCCUGAAGACAACUGUACUUGAUAUCAUUAUCUUCUUCUUCUACUGUGUCAUCCGUUCUGGACGGCCACCCACCUCUCUGUGACAGGAUGUGAAAAUAAUCACAUACUCUCUCUUCCUUCUCUCUCUCCUCCCCUCCUUUCUUUCUCUGAUCCAGGCUCCUUGCCUCUAGUAACCACAGCAUGUUUAACAAAAUUUCCAUUCCUUAUCUCAUUUGUUCUGCUGUCCCACUCAGUUUCCUGUUGAAUACAUAACCAAGUCGGUCAAGUGACUGUGAUGUUUAUCAAUGUGUUUUCAGAAAAAACAAUGUUAGACUAAAUUUAGAAAUAUCACCUGCUGCACCGUACAUUUUUUGCUUAUCUCUCCUGUUUUUCUGUCCUUCAUUACCCAUUUCCUGCAUUUCCCCCGUCUUUCCAUUUCCUGUUUCUUCACCCACCCCUCAACCUCCUGUCAUUCUUGCCCUCUCCUCAGUGAGAUCCCUCGGUUGUCUCUGUGCCCCCCUGACAGCGACUGUGAUGCUGAGGCCCAGUUGACAGUCAUUCAGUCUGAAGGCGAACUGUGUGACAGCUGCAGCAGCCUGGGCAGACCCUCUUCCUCCUGCCAGCUUUAUCACCAAGUAAGCCUGAGCUCUGAGUACUGUGUGUAAAGAAAAGAUAUUUCAGGAAGCAUCAGAACAGAAUGCCCUGGAAAAGACUAAAAAUUGGGUUGUGGAGAUUGUGAAAAAAUUACCAGUCAAUAAAAAGGCAGGAAUGUCCCCAGAAUCCUCAACAAGCAGAGGAAAAAUAUAUCUUAUUUGGUUAUUUUUUUCUUGUUUUCACCAGUAUUUAUAUUUUUUUAGGUACCUCAGUGUCCUCAAGCUGAGCCCUACAACUCUGCACAGCCUAGAAAAUGUCCCCACUGCAGCCGCUACGGACCUGUCAAACUAAAGAGCUGCCAAGGCUGCCACCCAAACAAGGCAGGUCUUCAUGCAGAUGGAGGAGUAAAUGUGGCACACAGUUGUAGUUUAGGCCGUCAGACGGCUUGUCAUGGAGCAGUGAGGUGCCACUGGCUACAUGGAUCAAACGAGAGCAAGACUCCGAAACCAAAACAGAGACAUGUGGUGACCAUUAGGUGAGUUUAAAGGAGGAAUUACACUGUAUGCUUGAUUAGCAACUUUGAAGACCGUUAAAUGAGAAAAUCAGUGCCACCCAUCACUGUAUUUAAGAUAAAGCAGCUGUGUAGCUUAGCUCGACCUAGCUUAGCUUAUAUAUAAAAAGAGAGUACCUACCUGCCUCUCUUAAACUCUUUAAUAAGCUAGUUUUACAUCGUUUGUUCAGUUAAAUACAGAAAAGAAGAACAUUUUUGGUGGAGGUUUGCCAUAAAGAUGCUGAAACUAACAGAAUCUUUUUGUGUGGUACCUUUUUCAAGUUUCUGACACAUUAUUGUUAAUUUUUUUAAUCAUGGACAGAGACGGAGGAUUGUACUGCAUCCUUAGGAAGUAAGUACUCAACUCAGCUGCACUUAAAAAUACUGAAACUUGUCAUUAAAUAAAAAAUAAUUUCCCUGUUGUUACUGGUGGUUUUGGUGCUCUAUUCAACAGUUAUGCUCAGCUGACAGUGGACCACCCCUUGGCGAUGUUGGUGGGUUGUGUCGUGCUGCUACUGGGAUGCUCACUCGUUGGACUCUUCAUUGGGCCACUGCCAGACUUCUCAGACCCGCUUCAGGUGAGUGUCAGAUAUACCCACUGAUACAACAAGGGAUGAACCAGGCUUUAUUUUGACUGAGAUGGCCCAACUGGGGCUCUGACUUAUGCCAUGGUGACAUAAAACACCUGCAGACAGACAUGAAUGAGAACCACUUAACUAAUGGUUAAAAAAACAUUGUGAAAGCUCAUCCAUGUUAUAUUUGUCAUGCUUGUGGAAAAUUCAACUCCAAUAUAGUCCUUAGCUUUAAGUUUUCGGUCUAUUUUGGCCACGACUCAUGCACAACUUGUAGAAAAAUCUGUGAGCAAUCUAUUCUGUAGGAUUUAAGCCCCUGAGACCAAAGUGAGACAUGUUACAGAAAGCAAUAGUCUGAUCUAUUAUUAGAAUAAAUGCAAAAUGAAAGACAAGCCAUUUUAGAGCUCAGCAGCUAACACAUUUCCUGAGCUAGAUCAAGCUAGAUCAGGGUUUGUCACACCAAACCCCUACCAGAACUGAACCGAACCAAACUGGACUGCUUGGUUGAAAUUCACUUUAGGUCUAAUUCUUGAAAAGCACAUUAAAAUAUAAAGAAAAUCACAAACAGCUUGUUGCUGCACAGCCUAAAUGGUUAUCUUUUAAGGACACUCUCGCUCUUGUUAAAGCAAAUAGCCUACCAUGGUUUGGGAUUUUUGAUUGGCACCUGUCGUGACCAUUUAGAUUUCAGUAGGAGGCUCAGCCACCUACUCACACACGCUCAGAGUGUACCUCUACUGCAACUCAUGUUUUAAUCAAAUCUCCAAUAUAAACCUCCAUCACCACCUCAGGCUGAGGAUUAAUUACUGUUUCUCUAAUGACUCGUGAUCUGAGUCCUUUUACUCCAAUCUUAUCACAGAUUCAAUGAACUGCACUGAAUUAGAUCAUACACACUGUCAUCCUAAUUAAAUGCAUCCUCUCACUUCUAAGCCCCAUGGUUACAGGAUAAACACUGAUUAAGAUGUUAUCUUUAAAAUGCAACAUGUGAAUCACAACAAUUCAUUAACAUAUAUAUGACAUGAUUCUGGGAGGCUCUUUCAUUUACAACAUCAAGCACUCGUCCAUCAAAUAAGCUUAUUCUGUUUUUGUGUUUUAAUCCUUGUUCAGACAGCAUUAAGGGGUUUUUGUAAGGCUGAUUAAUUCAGUCAAAUACAUCACGGCGUGUAUGAACUCUAUCAGCCGUACUAGCAUUAACUUUGAUGGUUAUGUGUGUGCGUUUUUCUCUCAGGGUUUUGAGCCACGGGGAACGUACAUUGGAGUUCGUCAGUCCAGUUUAUCUGAGCUGCAGAAGAACACGGGCCCGGGGAAACCGCUGUCUCCUCUACCGCAGACGCUCAGUAAAAGGUCAGCAGAGAGGUUUAGUAGUGUGCAGACAGAGCCCUGCAGCGUGCGUGCAUCACUGACUGGAACAUGCACAGUAAUGUUAUGUUAUUAAAAUAGAAAACUCACUUUGUUGGAGUUGGGCUGUCAAAAAAGAAUUAGCCUACAAAAUAUUGGUAAUGUUGCUCAAAUCUGGAGUCUGUGUUGUGUUUCCAGUUGUUUGCUGCCACCUCUCUGUAACCCUAAAAACAACGAUUGUUGCUUUAAACUGAGUAUUUUACAUUGAAUUUGUAACAAACUAUGAUCGUAAUGAGGUAGUAUUUGAAAGUGCAUAUGUGUUUCUGUCUUUACUAGUUUUGGCAGGGCCGCUGAUGGAGACAGCAGUAAAAGCCAGGGUGCCUCCAGGCUUCGUAUGAAAAGGAUGCUGGCUAGAGAUCCUUCCCCUAACACCUUUCUCUGCGAUGCUCCAGGUGUGAAUUUUUAUCCGUUUUCACUUAGAGAAUAAGAGACUCUAUAAAAGUCCUGCUUUAGUGUUGAUUGUGAAAUUCUAAAUACCAAUCUGUUCGUAGAGCAAUAUGCAUUUAUAUUGGACAAACAGAGAUGUUUUUGUUUAAUAUGUUGCUUGCUUAUUCAGCAGUCGAGGCAGUUCUGCGUAAAUCAUGUAAGCUGAAGGCAAAGCUCUCUAUCCUAAACACAGCACUCCCAGCAAAUGAAGUAAAGCAAUUCUAUAUAAGAACAAGAGCAGCAAAUUCAUUGAAUGUAAUUUCACACAAUAGAAUGAUGCAGUGUUGGUGAAAAAUAGCUUUGGUGUUGGUUCAAGGAGAAGAUCUAGCUGAGCGGUUUCCGUAAGCAAAUUAAACCUUAUUUUCUUCUCUCAAAUUGACUUUGAAACAGUGUGCUGGUAGAUCAGAGACUACUAUACCCCAGCCUGCUUUAUUAAAGCACAGAUGGCUCUCUAAAUGGGUUUAUUAGCAAAUCAAAGCCUUGAGCAUUUCAUUACGUGAAGCCUAUUUUAUAUUCAGAGGAGACCCGUGAGUCUGUUUCCCCACUUCUACCUGCGUAAAUGUUUCCACUCUGCAUCAGUUACACUAUUCUUAACAGUGUUGUACACCCAUGUCAAUACACUGAUGAUUCACCUCUUGUCAUCUUGUUUCUGGAUGUUCAAUCCAUCUGUCUUCAUGCAGGCGAGCAUUUGGCUCAGAUGGUUUUUCGCUCCGAGAACUCAGCCAGUCUGUGGAGUCUAGAGGCCAUUCACGCCAUGUGUGAGAUGGAGAAGUCCAGGGUUUGUUCUGAUCUUCUAACCCCUUCAUCUCAGCUUUGCUUCUUCUCUCUUCUGCUCUUUAGUCAUCAGCUUCUGUCAGACAGCAUAUUGUCUUCUCUUACUUUAUAAUGCAACAAAAACACUCUUCUUUAUGUGCAUCACUUCAUCUGGAAUCCAUUCAGUUUCUGUUGAUUUUGCUCAAUGUCUGGCGUGUGUUCAAGAAACUGUUUCUCUUGUCUGAUCCAGAUUCGCUCUCAGACUCAGUUCCAGGAUCUGUGCCAGCAGCAUGUGCGGGUGGAGGCUGAAGGAACAUCCAGGAGCGGUUGUUGCCCAAGCUGGUCUCUGGGGAAUUACUUGGCUGUCCUCACUAAUGCCUCCCGCUGCCUCAGCCUCACCUCCCACCAGGUAUACCUCUCUGUCAAACAAAUAAAGAAAACUAUAUUUUAAUAAGGAGGACUUUAUUUUAGUGUUCCUUCUUGUUUAACAGUAGGACAUUGUUUGCUGUCAGACAAAAGAAAAGUUCAAUGUUUGGCAAAGAUUUUUUUAAAUCAAACAGUAAACUUUUCUUUUCCUUACAAAAAAACAAUAUCAAUGCCACUUUUAACUCACUGCAGUUGAAAACUCUGGUACUGUAACAAGCCUUUACUUGAAUAAAUGAAAAUGGAAAUUUUUUAAUCAAUACUUAAAGAUUCACUGUUUGUUUCCUCUAAUUUAGUUUUCAAAAUGUCAUUAAAGUUGCAAAGAUAUUUGCCGAGUAUCCUGGUGUGAAUCAUGUCUGAUUACAACACACCAUAUUAUAUUGUAUAUUAUUGUAUCCUAUCAAAUCAAAUACUAUCACAACCCAAGAACCCAUGCAUCAUGCAGACCAUGACUCAUGUAUGAUACGUAUACCAUGACUCAUGUAUUAAGAUAUUAAUUGUGUCAUAAAUCAUGUAUGGUGAUAGGUAUUGUAUCACGACCCCAUGUCGUAGCAUGGCCUGUAUAUUGAUACAUAUCACAUCAUGACUCAUGUACAGUGAAAAGUAUUGUAUCUUGACUCUUGUAUAGUUUUAUACAUAUUAUGAAGUCCUUGUAUAAACGCAGCCCUUAUUUUAAGAGCGGGGGUUCACUCGACAUGUUUUAGUGUGUCUGUGUUUUCUUCUUUUCACCACUACAGGUGUCUGAGUCUCUAAACCUUCUCCGAAAAUGCGCCCCAUACUAUCAUGAAGGACACCUGGUGGAGGCCUGUGUUGAGAGACCCAAACUUGGCAGCUGUUCCUCUGUCCCGUCCCGCUGUAAGCAAUCUCGUGUGGUGUUCCAAAUCCUGCACUACCUGGUGGAUAAGGACUUCCUUGGGCCACAGACUGUUGAAUACCAAAUCCCCACACUGAAGUACAGCCUCAUGUUCUUACCCAUCAACAAAGGAGAGCACAUGAUGGAGAUGUACAUGAACAGUGUUGAGUGCAGGGAUCUGGCCUACAACAACACAACUAUCACUGGCAUGGAUUUUGGCAUUAAGCAGAUGCUGUUCAAACAUUACCUUGCAAGAGAUUCCAUCUAUCCUGUUCUGGCUGUUGUGUCUCUUCUUGUCACGAUGAGUCUGUAUCUGCACUCCCUCUUCAUUGUAGCGUUAUCUGUGAUCGCGAUCACAGGCUCCCUCCUGACCUCCUAUUUCUUCUACAAAGUAGCUUUUCGCCUGACUUUCUUCCCCCUGGUCAACCUUUCAGCUGCUCUCAUUCUCCUAGGAAGCUGCUCCAAUCAGGUUUUCAUCUUUACCGAUUUCUGGAAUCUGCAGUUAUCCCAGAAUCCCACAGCCUCCCUGGAGAAGAGAGUAAACAGAGCUAUGCAGGAAGUUGGCUAUUUGAUUUUAGCAAUGGGGUUGACCUCUAGCGCAGCAUUUUUCUCUGGUUAUCUCAGCAGCAUCACAGCAAUCCGAUGUUUCUCUGUUUAUCUCGGAAGUGCCUCACUUAUCAGCUCAAUCUUGGCAUUAGUGUGGCUGCCCUGCUCUUUCAUUUUGCGUGAGCGCUACACACAAGCAUCCUCCGCAUCUGUAGCGGUGCAGGGAUGGAAACCAUGCUGCUCUAAAAACAGCGGGGGAUUCUGGGAUACGAGUUCACGCAAGAGAUGCCUCUUCACUCUAGUGCAGAAGCUGAGAGAGUUAAAAAGAGGGCUCAGUGACACUUCCAAUCUAUUAUUUAUGAAGAUCCUGCCUUGUGGAGUGGUGAAGUUUAGGUACAUCUGGGUGUGCUGCUUUGCUGUGCUCGCUGUUGGGGGCACAUACAUGACCUGUGUUGACCCAGGUAUGAAACUGACCACCUUGGACAGCGGGGUCAGCCAGCUUUUCCGCUCCAGUCACCCGUUUGAGAGGUACGACUCAGAGUAUCGUCAUAUGUUUAUGUUUGAGAGACAAAAGAAUGGAGAGGAUAAACCAGUUACAGUUAUGCUCAUUUGGGGCGUCAGUCCGAUUGAUAAUGGCGAUCAUUUUAACCCAAAGAGCAAUGGCUCUCUGGUUCUUGACCCAGACUUUAAUAUGAGCCGGCCAGAAGCACAGGUGUGGUUGAGGGACUUGUGUGGACGGGUUCAGAACCAAAGCUUUUAUUCACCUCCAUCACCAGAAGACGAAGAUGUUCUGACGGAUAAUAUCUGUCUUGUGGAGCAGCUCAUACGCUGGGUAUCUGUCAGGCGUUGCUCUGAGAGUGAUGACUCCCUCCAUUUUUGCUGUAAUGAAAUCCCUUUCCCCUACCCUCCCGGGGUUUUUGAGAGCUGCCUCAGUAUGAUGCUGGCGGAGAGGUAUGCCGAGGGCCAUCUGGCUCACAGCAGAGGCCUGUUCUUUCAGCCAGAUGGCAGGGUCGCUGCCCUUAUGUUGGCAUUCAAAACCACAUACCUCUACAGCUUCAACUUUAGCAGAACUAGUGUUUUCUACAGAGAAAUUCUCACGUGGUUUAACAAGGAAAUAUCAGGAGCACCACAAGGGCUGGAGAACGGCUGGUUCAUCAGCCAUCUGUCUCUUUUUGACCUACAACAAUCUUUGAGCUCAGAGACUCUGGUAGUAGCUGCUUUUUCAGUAGCGCUCACAUUUGUUUUGCUGCUUUUCACCACCUGGAAUAUUCCUCUAAGCAUAUACGGGACUGUAGCUGUUGGAGGCAGUGUUUUUGUCACCGUUGGCCUCCUUGUUUUACUUGAAUGGCAGCUGAGUGGAAUUGAAGCUCUGUUCAUAUCCUCAGCAGCAGGGCUGUCUGUUGACUUUGUCGCUAACUACUGCAUAUCUUACAGCUUAGCUCCUCAUUCAGACAAAAUCGGGAAAGUAGCUCAUGCCACUAAAAGAAUGGGAUGUCCUGUAGCAAUAGUUUCUGGUGCAUUUUUCUCCAUGGGGAUUAUCAUGCUGCCCGCAACAGCCUUGCUUUUCAGAAAACUGGGCAUCUUCUUGUUUUUGGUGAAAUGUGUAGCGUGUGGAUUUGCGACCUUCUUUUUCCAGUCCCUCUGCUGCUUUUUUGGACCUGAAAGAAACUGUGGGAAGAUCAUGCUGCCUUGUUGUUCCGAUCACAACGAUGGCGCCCUGUCUUCUUGCUCCACAGCAGAACAAGGUUCCUCGUCAGCCUUGGCAGCUAACGGGGCAUUUGGCAGAUCUAGAGUGAGGAGGAGUUAUGACAAAGAAGCAGGUGGCUAUCUGUACCCCAACCACCAACGUCAGCAGAGACAGAAACAAACCGGAGCGGGAGGAGGCGGAGGACCGGAGCAGUACGAGCUGCAGCCGUUGGCGUACCGACUAAGUGAUAGCUUUGAGAACAGCACCUGCACCAGCAAGCUGUCCAACAGACCCUCGGUGCUCUCUGAUGAGAUUGAGUUUUGUGGAAAAGAUGUGGACAGGAGUAGCAUGGAUGGGGACAGUGAAGAGAUGUGCAGCCAUCAGCAUAAAAUCUGUCAAACACCUCCAGCCCUCCAGACUUCAUCUCCGUACAAAGAGAGCACCCUUUGCUCUGGAGGUCAGGCACCAGAAGAUGGAGCUAAGGACAGGCUGCUGUGUAAAACAUGCAGAAGUCAGUGUGGGGGUGUGAAACACUGGGGCAACACCUCCUCCUCUUCAUCAUCUAGCAUUGAGGAAACUAUCAUCAGCCACACCCUGGAGACCUUCGAGCAACCGUCUCUCUACAAAGAUGCACCAACAGCAGAGCAGAGCCUCCAUCACCACCAUGACCCCCAGUCUCAGAGCUCAUGUGAGGGCCUUGAGGACUCGAAUGAAACAUGCCUGAGUGACAUCGAACCAGGGCCUUCAAGCAUGCAGCAAAAUGAAGAAGAAGAGGAGGUCCAGUUACGGCCUGGACAUCUAAAUGGGAAAAGAGACACACUCCGUCUCUCCCUCAAAGAAACAGUUUAUGAGACUUGUAAUAAGGGGCGUAUGAGCCAGAGUGAAGAGGUGGUUAUUUUACCCAACAGUAAGCCAGACCUGCCAGAUGUUUGGAUAAAGAGGGAUGGACGGGAAGAUACCUGCUGAACAAACUCUUGGGGGAGUCUUUGAAACACUGUGCAUUAAAUGCUAUCGAUUUGUAUUUUUGAAAAAAAUAAUUAAUGAGCUUAUAUAAGCAUACGAUGUUACUUUAACUCAAAGGAAAUAUAAGCCAAGUGCAAAUGUAACACAUGACAGCAUGUGAGUCUAAUGUUGCUGCUGAGGUUUUUAAAGUGUAUGUAAUGAUUGAAAAAGGUCACAGCAUGAGUGUUUCCACAGCCAAAGGUCAAUUCAAAGCAUGACUUGUUUAUUUUUAGAAAAAAGAACAUGAAAGAUGACACCGUCUUUCCCUAGCCAUAACUUUGCACCAAUUAGACACAUGAAGAAAGUUAAAACUGCUUUGAGCUGGUGAAAAUCAUCAAGUACUGCAGAGUUUACUUUGUGCCUGGAACUCUUUUUUUACACCUUCACAGCCUGGGCUAAAGCAAAGACAGUGCAACCUGUGUGCCAGUCAUUGGCCUUUCUUCAUGCUGUACUUUACUUCAAUGAGCCGCAAACAUUAGCAGAUAUCAGGGCACAGUUGUUCAAAAGUAAUCUUGUUGGAUAAAAGCAACAACACAGGGUUACAUCUUGAAAUCAGUCCUCCCUAAGAAAAUAACGACUAAAUCAGAUAUACGUUUUUUUAAAUCAGGCUUUUAGAUAAGAUGGAUACAACAUCCAAAUCCUCAUUUUCAUUAGGAUAAAACCUCCAAUUAUGUUGCUCUUUUGAGAACAUUUCAGAUUAAUCUGAAAAAUAAACAGGAAUUUCAAUCAGGGUUUUAAGUUUUAAACACUUUUUAAAAUAUAAUUUACUCCAAAUACUUAUAGUGAAACAGUAAACGAACAAGACAUGAAUGUUGUGACAAAAUCAAUUAUUUCUUCAUAACAGUGACAUUAAACAAAAUAUUUAAUUUAAAGGAACUUUUUAUUUUGUGUGGAUGUUAGUGCCCCCCUCUGGACAAACUAUGAAAUAUAAAGUCACAACAAAGGGCGGGCGAUCUCUCCAGAAAAAUGCAGAAGCUGAACCCUGGAUCUGUAGACUUAAUAGACUUUAUGUGGGAAGUGUUCUGGUGUCUGUGUGUUUGAGAGGACAGACUUGACAUAACUGUAUUCUUGCAGUUUCAAAAUCUGUACCAUGAUUCCAAUUUGGCAAACUUAAAAACUACAAACUAUGGGUAAAUCACAAGAAAUAUUGGUUCCUUUUUUGGGUUCAUACCACAGUAGCAAGAGCAAAGUGUCUGUCUUACCGCAGUGAGUAUGUCUACUUCUAAGCCGACACCUACCAGGGGUUGAAACAGGUGACCAGUUUUUCCCAGAGGGAAUGUAACAGACCUGAGAAUUAUAUAUUUUGCAUUGCAGUGGUGGAUGUAGAAUGAAAAUGUAGAUAGGAAGUCCCACUGGCAACACUGGCUUUUACUGAAAGUUGGCAUCUGUUCCCACAUACUGCCUCUUACUAUAGACUAAGGAUGCUGAUUGGUUCCGAGAUUAAAGCACAAGUAAUCUGGAUUUGGAAAUCCUACAAAGUCUGCUCUGGGGUCAUGUGAAUCUUCCGCAGGCAUUUAUUAAAAUCUUGAACAAAUCUUGACCCUCUAUGGAGUAAAAAGGAAUUGAACCUUUUGAACAACUUCGCCCUGAUAAUUAAAAUCCACACAACUGGAACACACAAAAAAAACUUCACCUAGCAGCAAAAAAAAAAAAAACUAACACUCAGCGACAGUCAGUAGGUUUCACACUGUUACAAUGGUAUCUACAGUAUGUGAGUUGUGAUCAUGAUGUUUAAACCAGAAACUUAGCCAGUAAUGUGUCCUUUAUAAUGUCAUAGCUUGUUAGCAUUUAGUGUUUUACCGUCAGUUUAAAAGAUCUGCUGUUUAUUUCAGCUUCAGUGCCAAAAUUGUUUACUUAAUGUACAAAAAAAGUCUCUUACCUUACAUUAAGUGUGGGCUUACACACUAUUGUUGACAAAUUAAGGUGCAUACACACUUCGAACCCUUUCCACUGUAUGCCUUAGUGAAAGAAAUCUUUUGAAGAGUUCACAGUAGUAGUUGUACCAUCACUUGCCACUGCCUACACAGCUUAUUAUUUGUACAUAGACCUUGCUGCAGCACUGUUAACAGAGUAUCUAUGGAACAAAAAGCCUUCAUGUGAACCCUGUCCCACAGCUAGCAUAUUAGCUGAUAGUGUCUCUUUCAAGUUACUGUAUUUAUGACAUGAACAGCAUGUGGCAAAUGUCUUUUCACUGCUUGUUCCACAUGCUGAAACAGAAUCUGUGUGUUGUUUUGUGUGCCAAGGAUGUGUCCUUUGACAAAAGUGAAACAUGGAGUAUGUGUACGGUGUGUAGUGUGAUAUUCUAAAUAUAUAACAGAAGUGUUAGAGGUGAUGGUGGUUUAGACCUGACAAGGACAGACUUGUGUAAAUGUGCCUAUGAGCAGCAUUGUUUUCCAUCUCUCUCUUUACAGGAAGUGUUUGCUUUUGACUUCUUGUCUGUAACAUCACAGUUCUUCACUGAGCCUUCACUUUGAAUGAAUCAGCAGAAUCACUUGCCUUAGAGAUGAAUGAAAUCAACCAUAGGCUUUCUAUCCAGAAAAUAUAUUAAAGGUCACCACCAUCACGCUUAUUCAUAGAUGUCAAUGUUAAUUUUUCACAAAACUGGAAUUAAAGAAAAGGUUUAUUUUCCUGCA